This is a messenger RNA of Bufo gargarizans (Asiatic toad), 2850 nucleotides long. RefSeq names its product FAST kinase domain-containing protein 1, mitochondrial-like. Gene Ontology annotation, molecular function: RNA binding. The transcript has 15 exons. Gene Ontology annotation, biological process: regulation of mitochondrial mRNA stability; mitochondrial RNA processing. Gene Ontology annotation, cellular component: ribonucleoprotein granule; mitochondrial matrix. Lineage: Eukaryota; Metazoa; Chordata; Amphibia; Anura; Bufonidae. Bases 378 to 2798 code for a protein of 806 amino acids. The record is from RefSeq and is a predicted model, not a curated record.
GAAAGUCAGCUCGGCGGUUAGCAGGAUUCCUGCCUUGCUCCUGACCUCUGUAAGCUGUAGACUGUAAGCUCCGUGGGCCAGACAGCCUUUUAUGCCUCUAUGUGUUUUCAUGUAUAACCAUCGCACGCUACACCUGGCUUAUCUCCAGUAACCGUCUUCGUUCAAAGAAAGUUACGUGUAAGAAAUGCAGGGCUUGCAAGAUGACGUCAUGAACGCGACGUUCUGGGUCACUGUGUUCCAGUGAUUGUAUUCCCCUCUGGUUUAGGACAGGAGAAAAGUGGCGAUCAUUUGUAAGCGAAUCUGAGUUGUAUUAGGCGUGCGCAGAAAGGAGGAGGAGAAACACGAUGCAACCAUCUCUAUAGAUAAGUCUGGCCACCAUGCUCCGUUGGAGGGGUCCUUUCUGUUUCUCACUGCGAUUGCUUCAGACUCAGACUGUGAAAACGGAACCGUUAUUGGACCAGUUAAAGAAAUGCUCCACAGAAUAUCAAGUGUUCCAGCUGCUGGGCAUGAACCGAUCCGCACUUUCGGUACAUCACGUGGGCUACGCAGUCAAUCUGCUUUGGUAUUUUCAAGAAGGGAAACCGGAAACAUGUAGAACACUUGGCCAAAUUCGAGAUCACCCAGAAUUUAUUGCUCUCCGCACAUUAGCGCGGGACAACGUUGAUCUCCUAGAUGACAAAGAACUGGUGGAUGUCUUGUACAACUUAAUGAUGUUUCAGGUGCAGGCGCACGAUGCUGUAAUACAGCGGCUGGUAGUUGAAGGAUGGAGAAGAUUAGAAAGACUUGAUCUUCCAACAUUAGCAAAGUUUGCAGUUUGCUUGAAAAAACAAGAUCUGACCACUAGUCCGCUUAUAGGACACAUGGCCAGUGUCGUGGACAGGGAUUUGGAAGAUGCGGACGAUCCUGUAACAUUGUCCUGUCUCCUCGUCUGCUUGCAGUCGGUAAGCUCACCAAACCUGCAGGAACGACUGGUCGAAAAGACAGAAUCCGUCAUCCAGAAAUUUGAGCUGUCCGACGUCAGGCAUGCGUUCAGGGUGAUGAGACUUUUCUAUAAAUAUAAGUUCACCUAUGUCUCCCUGCUGGAGAAAUACGACAACGUCUUCAAGCAGCACAUAGGCGCAAUGGAUGCCAAAGACCUGUCCAGCAUUGCUGGGGUGUACAAGCACCUACGACUAAACAAUACGGACUUCCCCGUUAUGGCCAAGCCACGACUUGUUGAGAUGAUGAAAAUGUGUAAUGAUCCCGAGACCUUUGUGGAUCUGUUUGAUGCCUUAAGUAGAAUGGUAUCUCACCAUAUGAGAGAUGGACUUGAAGAAAAGCUGCUGACCUUCAGUGAUGAGAUGAACCUGAGCCAUCUACUUGUUGUCCUGAGAGCAAUGGUGGAAAUGGAUUGCACAAAUAACGCCCUCAUCCAAAAAAUUUGCUCCCUCUUGCAGCAACAUUUGGAUAUCUGCAAACCCACACAACUACUUCACAUGACGGAGUCCGUGGUGAAUCUACCACACCAAAAUACCAAGCUGCUAAAAGAACUACAAAGGCAUCUGCAAAGGAACCUAAUUGCAAGCUUUAUACCAUCUGAAGUGGCCAGAAUGGCCAAGGCACUUUCUCUCUUGAACCUCAACCAAGUGGAUGAAGCUGUCCUUUCUAAAAUAGAUGCUAUAAUCCAGCAGUGCAACUUGCCAAGCAUGGAAAAGAUAGCCGUCCUACUUAUGCAGUUGUCAAAAACGCCUCGUUCCUUUGGGAACCACCAUAAAACCUACAGGGAACUCCUCCAAAAACUGAAGAGCUGUGCCCUGGGGAGACUCCAGCAGGUGGACAGCCUUGAUCUCUUGCUAGACGAAAUAAUGCAGAUCAAGAGCCGGCAGUGGAUGAAUGGAGAACUGGCCGAGGGAGUGCUGGACGCCUGCCAGCGCUUACUGCAUAAGGUCACCUGGAGGAACGUCACAAAACUUUCUAUUUGUUUAAUGCAGAUGAACGUUGCUCGAGCUCCAUUUCUACACACCAUCGCUGCAGUGACCAUGGAGGAUAUUACAAAGAUUCAUCCUUCCUGUAUCCUUAUAGUUCUCCGUCCUUUUGCUUUCCUGAAUUAUGAGCCACCUCAGGGUAGAGAGUUUUUUAACAUAUGCUUACAACAUGUAAUGGAGCGUAAAGAUUCGUUGAGUCCUUCGUGCUUGAUUCAGAUCUGUUACAGUUUUGCUUUGGUAAAACAGUUUCCGAAAGAAUUAAUAAAUGCUGUAUUCGACAUCAAAUUCUUAGGCCAGCUAGAUGCCCAGUUGGCAUCUUUUCCGCACGCUCAGAGCAUGAGUUUACGGUAUUAUCUUAUGGAACUGAAUCGUGCGGUUUGCAUUGAGCACCCAGAAUAUCAGGUUCCAUGGUUCCACGAUCCAUACUGUCAGCACCUGAAGAGGAAAGAAGUGACUUCCAUGAACCAGCUGCUUCAGGAAUUGCUAGAAGAGAUUUUAGGAGGAAAACAUUAUACAAAGGUCUCCGUAACAGCCCCGUACGGUUAUUCUAUAGAUUUUGAAUUCACGCUGGACAAGGACAAAGAGCCGAUGCCAUACCCGGAGCAGGACGGUGUCUAUGAAGGAACUCAGAGAUUUGCUGUGGAAUUGCUUAGCCCCAAGGCCUUCUGCCAAAAUACACAUUUAAAAGGACAAUUUGCAAUGAAGAAAAGGCAUUUGGAGAUAUUAGGAUACCACGUCAUUCAGAUACCCAGCUAUGAAUGGAAAUCACUGACUGUGUCAGAAAGAGAGAACCAGAUACAGUAUCUCAGGAAGAAGAUUUUUGUCAAUCACUGACCUGUACCCUAUUUUAUUGCCAUGUAACAAAAAAGAUAAAUAUUUUAUUAUA